Penicillium coprophilum is the source of this 834-nucleotide messenger RNA. RefSeq lists its product as uncharacterized. The transcript has 2 exons. The record is from RefSeq and is a predicted model, not a curated record. Bases 1 to 834 code for a protein of 277 amino acids. NCBI's taxonomy places the organism in Eukaryota, Fungi, Ascomycota, Eurotiomycetes, Eurotiales, Aspergillaceae.
AUGACUGGGUCCAAGCUCGUCAAUGAUGGAAGGGACGUGGAAGACUUCCUGGGUGGCCUACCUCUGUCCACAAAAACAUAUACCUACGAAGGGAAGAAGCAGUUUGAAGAAAUUGCAAGACUUGAACAUCGCCGCCUAGAACAAUCGUUACGCCAUCUCCAAAUACUUUGUUAUAAACAUCGAUCCCCCUCGUUCAGGAAAGACUUCUCUCUCAAGCUAAACGUUGGCGUCCGUCAGUUCUAUAACCCGACGCUUCACAUUUUGAUUUUGAGAAUGACUUUGCCCGAGCAUUCUGAGAUUACUGGGCACUUUCACGAUGCAGUAAUGCGAGCUUUGAAGUCCAUGGGCUUCGAAACGACAGCAAUCUUCAGGUAUGGAGGAGCAGACAUCAAUGUUGGCGGCGGAAACACAAAACAGCCGGAUUGGGGCUGGGGUCCUGCGCGACGUCCUGGUGUCACGAACCGGCCCUCGGUAGUCCUGGAAGCUGGUCUUUCAGAACCUGAAACGAAAUUGCGCAAUGACGCAAGGAUGUGGGUAGAUCCUACCAGGGGGGAAGCAAACAUGGCCAUCACCAUCAAAAUCAACCGCCGGAAGCCCAUGAUCACAAUCCAGACGUGGGAAUGGGAUUCCAAUUCCCAACGGCCGCAUGUCACACAAUCCUGUGUAAUCGAGAAAACUGGCGACAAUAUCACCGUUUCAAAGCAAGCCCUGGUCAUCCCAUUCAAUCUGCUCUUCCGACGACCUCCUUCCAUUCCUCGAGAGAUUGAUAUCCGAUUACAAAAAUCGGAGCUUGCGAAAAUUGGAGCUGGAGUCUGGGAGAUGCAAGAGCUGUAA